Aspergillus japonicus CBS 114.51 is the source of this 402-nucleotide messenger RNA. RefSeq lists its product as uncharacterized. NCBI's taxonomy places the organism in Eukaryota, Fungi, Ascomycota, Eurotiomycetes, Eurotiales, Aspergillaceae. The coding region runs from base 1 to 402 and encodes 133 amino acids. The record is from RefSeq and is a predicted model, not a curated record. The transcript is spliced from 3 exons.
AUGCAGCUCACCUCCCUUACUAUUGCCACUCUCCUAGCCACUGCAGGCGCAGUCUCCAUCUACAAGCCCGCCGCCGGCGACCGAGUCGACGUCUCCAAGGAGUGGCAAGUCUGCUACAAUGCCGUCAACACCGAUCCCCAACAAUUCUGCCUCUACCUCACCAACUUCGUCGAAUACCCUCCGCAAAUCAUCGAUCUGCUCAACCGCCAGCCGGUCCAGCGGGACGCGGGCUGCGUGACCAUUCCCGGCAAGUGUUAUCCAGGGCUGCGGACGACAAUUCCGUAUCGCGUGCGGGCGGCCGAGUGCGCGGAUCCGAAUACGAUCUACGCCGAGUCCGGGGAUUUCUGGCCGUAUCAGUCCAAGUGCCCUGCGACGACUCUUACUAGGGUGGCAAGGGAGUGA